AUGACGUCCAGGGCUUCAGUUGCGCCCACAGUUGGAUGCGUCACUUGCAGGCACCGGCGAAAGAAAUGCGAUCAGAGAAAGCCAACUUGCAAGGCGUGCGAACGAAACAUUCUCAUCUGCGUCUAUCCUCAAAAUGCCGUGGGUGACGCUGGCCCGUCGCACAAAACGACUGCAGCCGAGUUGCAGGAAUCGCGAACGAGUCUUGUAAAGACUUCUCCGUCAUCACAUAUACUCUCGUCCUCCCGAGGAAACGAGGAUCGUCGCAACUCACUACAACAGCUGCGUCGUACGCCAAACCAAAUCUUGUCUUUGACGAGGCCUGAGUCGAGCUUCCUGCAUGAUCACUAUCUGAAUCGUACCGCCCGCAUGCUAUCAGCAACAUACACGGGACAAAAUCCAUUUGUAAAAGUCCUGUUGCCGCUGGCUGCCUGGUCAGACAUGAUCUUACAAGGUGUGCUUGCUCUCAGUGGUGUCCAUUUUGAAAGCCAAAAGCCAGCCAACCAUCUGGUAGCAACGUAUGAGCACUUGGCUCAAGCGCUCCGCGGUCUCAAGUAUGGUCUUACGAGGUUUGUGUCUGGACAGACCGAUUUAGCGUUGGAACUGUUGGUCACGACGCUCCUGUUCUGCUUCAUUGAGUGUGUCAGAGGUGAUACGGACGGGAAUGCCUUUCUCCAUCUGAAUGCGGCUCGCCAUCUCUUCCCGUCCAUCUUGCAAGACAUGGCACUUACAAAAACUGAACCGGAGACCAUAUCCUUCCUACUUGAAUAUUAUACCUACAUCCUGAGCCUUUCUUCGUUCAGUCUGCCCUCGAAUCCAGACGCUUUUCUUGCCAACGACGUUGAGCUUGCAUUCGAAGCUGUUUCCAGAUUUGAGAAACCCAUGACAGGAAUGCUAUUGGGCUGUGCCCAUGAAUUAUUUACAGUAAUUCCAUAUGCAAUGACGGGACCCGAUGACGGCGAUUUUGAGACGUCUCAAUUCUGCCAUAUUGAUGCCUCUACACUACGGCAAAAGGUGUUGUCGUGGAGCCCACCACAGAAAUACUCACAAAAUUGGAUCGCAGCUGGAAGGCUUUACCAAUUGGCUAUCCUCCUUCUUCUAGAGGAUCGCAUAAGAAAUCCUGAGAGCUACCGUGUGGAGGAAACAUCACAUACAUAUAUCUGUGAUUUUGUCACGUUACUGCAAACCAUCACUGUGGGCUCGACGAUUACGACAACGCUAUGUUGGCCGCUUGCGGUGGCAGGGUCUUAUGCAUAUACGACUGAGCAUCAGCGAGUAAUUAACCAGUAUUUGACAGAAAUGAUUGCUAAUUAUGGAUUCGGUAACCUCUCGCAGCUGCAAAGUUUACUGCAUAAUGUUUGGGAUAACAGUAGCAGGGAAAGCGAAAAGACAGAUACCUUAUUGGCAACUAUGAAGAAGCAAGGAUUAACCAGGAUUCUACUUGCAUGA
Molecule: messenger RNA, 1446 nt
Organism: Fusarium tjaetaba
Lineage: Eukaryota; Fungi; Ascomycota; Sordariomycetes; Hypocreales; Nectriaceae
Product: C6 zinc finger domain protein
Exons: 3
Coding region: 1-1446 (481 amino acids)
Biological process (GO): positive regulation of transcription by RNA polymerase II
Cellular component (GO): nucleus
Molecular function (GO): transcription cis-regulatory region binding; DNA-binding transcription factor activity, RNA polymerase II-specific; zinc ion binding
Source: RefSeq, a predicted model, not a curated record